Messenger RNA from Corylus avellana, 1620 nucleotides. RefSeq names its product transcription factor IIIA. The record is from RefSeq and is a predicted model, not a curated record. Lineage: Eukaryota; Viridiplantae; Streptophyta; Magnoliopsida; Fagales; Betulaceae. Gene Ontology annotation, biological process: regulation of transcription by RNA polymerase II. Gene Ontology annotation, molecular function: 5S rDNA binding; DNA-binding transcription factor activity. Gene Ontology annotation, cellular component: nucleolus; nucleus.
UUUUUCGAGCUGUGGACGACUGGAUGCCACUCGUUGUCUCUUUCCCUUCAGACACCCUGCGCCUACACCCCUCUUCUGUAGUAAUCACUAAUCACCGAAGGCAGGAAGGAAACGAAGAGGAUUUGGUUGGGCAACUACUUGAGUUUGGGCGUGAUAUCGCUGGAGCGAUGCACAUAGAGAGACUGGUGGGAGAGAUGGAAAAGCCGAUAUUCAGAGACAUAAGGCGUUAUUUCUGUGAGUACUGCGGCAUUUGCAGGUCCAAGAAGUCCCUCAUCACCUCUCACAUCCUUACCCAUCACAAGGAAGAGAUGGAGGAGAAGGGUGUUGAUGAAGAAGAUAAAAUAGAGGGGACAAAAUCCAAUACUUGCACAGAAUGUGGUGCCACUUUCAAGAAACCGGCGUAUUUGAAGCAACAUAUGCAGAGUCAUUCCCUCGAGAGGCUGUAUACUUGUCCGGUUGAUGAUUGCCAUUCCAGCUACAGAAGAAAGGACCACUUGACUCGCCAUCUUCUUCUGCACCAAGGAAAAGUCUUCAAUUGUCCAAUUGAGAACUGCAACCGUGAAUUUUCUUUUCAAGGCAAUAUGAAAAGGCAUGUGAAAGAAUUCCAUAACGAGGAUCACCCUCCAACUGAUGCUAAAUGCCAGAAGCAGUAUGUCUGCCCUGAAAUUGGGUGUGGGAAGGUUUUCAGAUUUGCAUCAAAGUUGCGGAAGCAUGAGGACUCCCAUGUUAAACUAGACUCAGUGGAGGCGUUCUGUUGUGAACCUGGUUGUAUGAAAUAUUUUGCCAAUGAUCAAUGCCUUAAGGCCCACAUCAAGUCCUGCCACCAACAUAUAACUUGUGAGAUAUGCGGGACCAAGCAGCUGAAAAAGAACAUUAAGCGGCACUUGAGAAUGCAUGAAGCCGAAGUGUCAUUGUUGAGAAUCAAAUGCAAUCACAAGGGUUGUCUUCACACAUUUUCAAAUAAAUCAAAUCUCCGUCAGCAUGUGAAGGCUGUGCACCUUGAUCUUAAACCUUUUGCCUGCAGCUUUACUGGUUGUGGAAUGAGAUUUGCACACAAGCAUGUGAGAGACAAUCAUGAAAAAACAGGGAACCAUGUUUACACACUUGGGGACUUUGAAGAGUCAGAUGAGCACUUUCAAUCCAGGCCUAGGGGUGGGCGGAAGAGAAAGUGCCCAACUGUAGAAAUGCUGAUCCGAAAGAGGGUUACUCCACCAAGUCAGUUGGAUGAGGGAUCUGACCAUCUUUCUUGGUUGAUCUCACAGAGGACUGACGACGAGCAGUGAGUCAUGCCCUCUAGUUUUGCGCGAUGUGUAUAGACUCUUCCAAUAGAAAUAUAUAUAGGAAUUAGGUAUAUCUACUCUUAAGCUCAUUAUAGAUAAUAUAUAUAGCUUAUUAGCAUCCUUGUAUAAUAUGGUUAUGUUCCUCAGUUGAAUACAAAUGUAGCCUUAGUUUCUUCAACCAACCUUUUUUUCUGCCUCUUUUUUGUGUUUGUUUAAAAGGGAAGGUUGGGUUGAGGUUUGCUCACUCGAAAUUGUUUUAGCGAAUAGAAUUGCUUUGAAGUCAGGUUAGCUUUUGUUGUUGUUUGAUGGAAUUAAAUGGAGAAAGCAUUCGGUUCACUUA